Molecule: messenger RNA, 771 nt
Organism: Mucor velutinosus
Lineage: Eukaryota; Fungi; Mucoromycota; Mucoromycetes; Mucorales; Mucoraceae
Gene: APL6
Product: AP-3 complex subunit beta
Exons: 8
Coding region: 1-771 (256 amino acids)
Biological process (GO): thiamine metabolic process; thiamine diphosphate biosynthetic process
Molecular function (GO): thiamine binding; ATP binding; thiamine diphosphokinase activity
Source: RefSeq, a predicted model, not a curated record
AUGCUUAAAAAGAAUUUAGUUAACCUUAUUACACAUUGGUGUCCAUCAAACAUAUUAUCAAGAGAUGGUAAUGCGAAAAAGUUUUGUCUCAUCGUUCUAAAUCAACCUAUCAAUCAUGUCGAUGCAUUCCACAGACUAUGGAGUAACGCAACCUACAAAUUUGUCGCUGAUGGAGGAUCCAAUAGACUGUAUGACGCGUUCAAACAUGAUCAAGAGGCACUAGCACAAUAUAUUCCAGACGAAAUUAGAGGUGAUUUGGAUUCCAUUAGACCUGAUGUUCGAGCAUAUUAUGAAUCCAAGAGCGUCAAAAUUACCAAAGUGAGCGAUCAAGAUUCAACGGAUUUCAUGAAGUGUGUGGCUCUCUUGAAUGAAAAAGAAAAGGAAAGAGGACAAAUUUUCGAUAUCGUUGCGACACCAGCACUAGGAGGCAGAUUUGACCAAACAAUAGCCAGUAUCAACAUGCUAUACAUGCUCAAAGACGAAAUUGAGAGACGGUUCAUUCUAGUGAGUGAUGAGAAUCUGACCAUGUUGUUAGAUAAAGGAACACACCAAAUACAUUGUCAGCUGGACCUGGAAGGUCCGACCUGUGGUGUAAUGCCAAUUGGAUCGCCUGCUACGCUUACAACAAAAGGAUUAAAAUGGGAUAUGGACAAUCUAAAGUGUGAAUUUGGCGGCAUGGUCAGCACAUCGAAUGCCGUAGAUAACGACAUGGUAGAGAUAGUGACAGAUGCUCCUGUUGUAUGGACAAUUGAGAUCAAUCUUUUGAAAUAA